Messenger RNA from Synchiropus splendidus (mandarinfish), 927 nucleotides. RefSeq names its product lipopolysaccharide-induced tumor necrosis factor-alpha factor homolog. The record is from RefSeq and is a predicted model, not a curated record. The transcript is spliced from 6 exons. Gene Ontology annotation, molecular function: zinc ion binding. NCBI's taxonomy places the organism in Eukaryota, Metazoa, Chordata, Actinopteri, Syngnathiformes, Callionymidae. Bases 278 to 679 code for a protein of 133 amino acids.
CCACCACAGCUCACACAUGUAACCGGACGAGGAAGCGUGUGUUCGUGUCUGCCGCACAAGUGUAUCUUUAAGAGCAGAGAAUUGCGCGAUGACGUCAUCGUGUAGUUUCUUAUUGUCGAUGAGAGCGUUUGCAGGAGUUUAGAUGUGGCUGUAUCCGCACUGACUGCCAUCUUUAUCAUCCUUUGAAAACAAGCUUGACAACUUGGUGAACUCCUGUGUCAGAGAGAGAGGCUCAGACAUCUGAUCCUUCAGCCUCCUGCGGAUUCAGAUUACAACAAUGGAAAAGACAAAUCAGGUGCCCCCAUCAGAACCCGCACCACCAUACCCGGGACCGCCGCCUGGGUACAGCGUCGGGACGCAUCCAGCACCAGCUGUUGCUUACACCUACAGUGUGCCUCCACCUCAGGUGAUACAAACAACAACAACGUCACAGGUGGUGAUGGUGCAACCGCGGCCCAGUGUUGCGUCCGGACCGAUGAUCUGCCCGAACUGCCAAACCACCGUGGUCACCAACGUCCGCUACAUCAACGGCUUGCUGACGUGGCUGAUCUGCGCCAUCGUCGGGAUCUUCCUGUUGUGGCCCUGCUGCCUGAUCCCCUUCUGCGUGGACUCCUGCAAGGACGUGGAGCACACCUGCCCCAACUGUCACAGAGUCCUGCAUGUCCACAAACUAAUCUGAGCUCACUGAUCUGAACAUACACCUCUGCUGCCCUGACACGGAGGCCACCAAAGACACUGAGCUCAUCCUUCCUCUGGACUCAAGCCACAAUACAAACACGCAGAUUUAAUCUUGACCCCUGCGGGUGCAUGUGAUGGAUAAUCAACUCUGUACAUGACUGACAUGUAUAAUGUAAAUUUGUCAUUAAAAGGCCAUAAUUUGAUUAAAUAUCCAAUCACUGUGUUAGAAAUAAAUUGUGCAUUUUUUUU